Molecule: messenger RNA, 1685 nt
Organism: Neoarius graeffei (lesser salmon catfish)
Lineage: Eukaryota; Metazoa; Chordata; Actinopteri; Siluriformes; Ariidae
Product: E3 ubiquitin-protein ligase TRIM39-like
Exons: 6
Coding region: 1-1632 (543 amino acids)
Molecular function (GO): zinc ion binding; protein binding
Source: RefSeq, a predicted model, not a curated record
AUGGCUUCCUCCAGCGGUGUCCUGAGUGAAGAUCAGCUCCAGUGCUCCAUCUGUCUGGAUGUGUUCACUGAUCCAGUCUCGACUCCAUGUGGACACAACUUCUGUAAGAUCUGUCUCAAAGAGUACUGGGACAGCAGUUCACACUGUCAGUGUCCAAUGUGUAAGGAGGAAUUCCCUAAACGACCUCAACUACGUGUGAAUACGUUCAUCUCUGAACUUGCUGCUCCAUUUAAGAAGGCAGUUCAGGUGAAAUUCAGUAGUGCUGCAGAAAAACCCACACAAUCUGUGGUGCUCUGUGACGUCUGCUGUGAAAAGAAAUGUGCAGCUGUGAAGUCCUGCCUGAUCUGUAUGGCCUCUUACUGCAAGACUCACCUGGAACCUCAUGAGAGAAUUUCUUCAUUAAAGAAGCACAAACUGAUGGAUCCUGUGGAGAACCUGGAGGACUACAUCUGCCUGAAGCAUGAGAGACCCCUGGAGCUGUUCUGUAGAGUCGACCAGACGUGUGUGUGUCAGUUCUGUACUGAGGGAGAACACAAAACUCACAGGACUGUUCCUAUAGAGGAGGAGAGUGAAGAGAAGAAGACUGAGUUGGGAAAGACACAAGUGGAAGUUCAGCAGAUGAUCCAGGAGCGAGUGAAGAAGAUUGAGGAAAUCAGACACUCUGUAGAACUCAAUAAAAAAAACACAGAGAAGGAGAAAGCAGACAGUGUGAAGUUCUUCAGUGCUCUGAUGCGCUGCAUUGAGAGAAGUCAGACUGAGCUGCUUAAGGUGAUGGAGGAGAAGCAGAAAGCAGCAGAGAUGCAGGCUGAAGAGUUCAUUAAAGAGCUGGAGCAGGAAAUCACUGAGCUAAAGAGGAGAAACACUGAGCUGGAGCAGCUCUCACACACUGAGGAUCACCUCCACCUCCUACAGAUUUACCUGUCACUGUGCAGCCCUCCACACACCCAGGACUGGACUGACGUCACAAUUAACCCUCAUCUGAGUGAGGAGACUCUGAGGAGAGCUCUGUCUCAGCUUCAGGAAACUCUCAGUGAGGAAAUGCAGAAGGUUCCAGAGAUUAACCUGAAGAGAAUUCAACAAUAUGCAGUGGAUGUGACUCUGGAUCCUGAUACAGCUCAUCGUAAACUCAUCCUGUCUGAUGAUAGGAAACAAGUGAAACAUGGAGACAAGAGACAGAAUCUCCCUGAUAACCCAGAGAGGUUUAAUCGUUGUGUCUGUGUCCUGGGAAAGGAGGGAAUCUCCUCAGGGAGAUUUUACUAUGAAGUGCAGGUCAGAGGGAAGACUGCAUGGGAUUUAGGAGUGGCCAGAGAGUCCAUUAACAGGAAAGGGGAUAUUACAGCCAGUCCUGAAGAUGGAUACUGGUGUGUGUGGCUGAGGAAUGAGACUGAAUAUGAGGCUUGUGAUUCUCCCUCUGCCUUCCUCUCCUUGAAACAGGCUCCUCAGAAGGUGGGGGUGUUUGUGGAUUAUGAGGAAGGCCUGAUCUCCUUCUAUGAUGCUGAUGCAAAAUCUCAUAUCUACUCUUUCACUGGUCAGAAUUUCACUGAGAAACUUUAUCCAUACUUCUGUCCCUGUCCCAAUGAUGGAGGUAAAAAUUCAGCACCACUGAUCAUCUGCCCUGUUCAUCAGAUCUAAUCUUUCUAUUUAUUUUAUUUUAGUAUUCAUACUGUCUUGCAUCAGAUGAAUUA